Molecule: messenger RNA, 4121 nt
Organism: Pundamilia nyererei
Lineage: Eukaryota; Metazoa; Chordata; Actinopteri; Cichliformes; Cichlidae
Gene: nek10
Product: NIMA-related kinase 10
Exons: 36
Coding region: 147-3329 (1060 amino acids)
Biological process (GO): regulation of cell cycle G2/M phase transition; protein phosphorylation; positive regulation of MAP kinase activity
Molecular function (GO): protein serine/threonine kinase activity; ATP binding; protein binding
Source: RefSeq, a predicted model, not a curated record
UAGACUAAUACUAUUUGCUCGUAUAGUUGCUGUUGCUCGAAUAAAACUAACUCAGGAUAUUUAAUGAGGCCAAAUUUCUAUAGGCCAAAUCAGCUUUCUGCUGCUGGGGGAAAGGUUCCUAAUGAAAGCAGCGGGGAACGCUGAAAAUGUCUGUUAAAAAAUUGAAACAAGAAGAAAAACUGACCCCGAAAUCCAUAGGAACACACAGCAAGGCAUUUCGUGAACUAAGGAGGCUCCAGUCCCUGCUUGCCAAAAACAGUCCCAGACAAGAGGUGGCAGUGUUGAGUCACAGUAAAGGAUGCAGCAGUGGAACCAGCAGAUCCAUCCCUCCUCAAAAAAACACAAGUAGACACAGGCCUGAGAGUGACAUCAGCAAUGAGGCCUCAGAACUGGACAAAUUCAGCAUAACAUACAGAGACCAAAGAUGCUUCAGCAGCCACCCGUUGCAUGAACUGUUCUCUGACAUCCUUGUGUCUUUGAUCAAGAACCGACUGUGCAGUGAAUGGAUUGAGCAUGCACCUCCUGAGUCAGUCCUUAGAGUUCUCAUCUGCCUGCGAUUAUUGAUCAGAGAUCCCCACUAUCAGAAAAUCCUCCAUGAGCUUCAAGGCAUCAGUUUACUUGCCAGGUAUAUGGAGUCUGUCACUGCUCUGUAUAUGUCGUGUGGGGAGCAGACGUUUGCCACGCAGAAGCUGGUCACAAUGACCUACAUCUUUCAGAAAUUAUCUGCCACUCAGGAUCAAAGAGUCUGGGUCAUUGAGAGUGGCGCUCACAGGACUAUGGCAAAACUCCUCUCGACAACUGAUAGCAGUGUGCUACUGGGAGCCCUGCUAGCACUCACCACUUUGGCUGAGAGCAUAGAAUUUAAAGAGGAGAUUGGGAAGCUACUGAUAGUGGAGAGCCUCCUUGUAAUACUUCAGGAAUACGACCUCCUGUCAAAGAGAAUGAGUGCGGAGCUGUUGAGGCUGCUCUGCCCGGUUCAGCUCGUGAGGGCUCAGGUGAGGGAGCUGGACGGUCUGCCAGUACUGCUGAGUCUGUUGCAUGGCAAGCACCUGAAACUGCUAUGGAGUGUCACCUGGGUGCUGGUCCAGCUCUGCGAGGACCCCGACAUCAGGGUGGAGAUCAGAAGCUGGGGUGGCGUGCAGCAGCUCCUCCGGCUGCUCCACAGUGACAGGCGGUACAUCACCGACCGCUCGUCCAUUGAGGCGCUCUCCAGUGCCAACGCAGCCGGUCGCAUCCAGAGAGAGCACAUGAGGGAGGAGCUCAGCCCUCAGGAGGUGGUGGACAACACGAUCGCGCUCCAGUCAGCCUGCUGUACAGCUCUGACUGAGAUGAGUCUAGAUGACACAUCUGCUCACCACAUUGUUCAGGAAAAUGGCAUCUAUAUAAUUGCAAAGUUGAUUAUACCAUGUGACUCUGGACAAACAAUCACUUCUUUACAGUGCUAUGCAUUCCGGGCGCUCCGAUUUCUCUUUAGUGUGGAAAGAAAUAGACAUCUGUUUAAGAGACUCUUUCCCACAGACCUCUUUGAGCUGUUUAUUGAUGUUGGACAUUAUGUGCGGGACCUCGCUGCCUAUGAGGGCCUGCAAACCAAAGUUUCACUCUACACUAAAGAGGAACUGGACAAUCUGAGAGAAGGCAUUGAGACAGUGGACCAGAACCGACCUCCUCUCAGAGUGAUCAGUGGCUACUCUGUGUUGGACCAUCUGGGCACCGGGGCCUUUGGAAGUGUCUUUAAGGUCCAAAAACAGAGCGGCCAGAACAUCCUAGCGUUGAAGGAGGUGAAUCUACACAACCCUGCAUUUGGCAAAGACAAGAAGUCCAGAGACAGUAAUGUGGAGAAAAUCAUCUCAGAGCUCACAAUCAUCAAAGAACAGAUGACACACCCGAACAUUGUUAAAUAUUACAGGACUUUUCUGGAAGGUGACAAGCUGUACAUUGUGAUGGAACUGAUUGAGGGAGUACCACUGGCUGAACAUUUUAACUCUCUGAAGGAAAAACAGCAGCAGUUCACCGAAGACAGACUUUGGAAUAUAUUCAUACAGAUGUCUCUGGCAUUGAGGUACCUGCAUAAGGAGAAGAGGAUAGUCCAUCGUGACCUGACGCCAAACAACAUCAUGCUAGGGGAGAAAGAUAAAGUCACCAUCACUGACUUUGGCCUAGCUAAGCAGAAGGAGGAGAACAGCAAGCUCACAUCAGUGGUUGGCACCAUCCUUUACUCCUGCCCAGAGAUAGUGAAAAACGAGCCGUAUGGAGAGAAAGCUGACAUCUGGGCUUUAGGUUGCAUCCUCUACCAGAUGGCCACUUUACAGCCUCCAUUCUACAGCAGUAACAUGCUGUCACUGGCCAGCAAGAUUGUGGAGGCCGAUUAUGAGCCAAUUGAAGAAGGUACUUUUUCAGAGAGAGUCAUCGACAUGAUCAAAUGGUGUUUAAAUCCAGAUCCAGAUCUGAGACCGGACAUUAUAGCUGUGAGUUCCAGGAUCUCUGACCUCAUGAUGAAGCUGAUGGAUGGACUCUACACUUCCCAGAAUUCACUGGAAAGAAAAGCAGAGCGAGACAGGAAACGAGCACAGAGGUUUUUCCUAGAAAGAGAUAAAAUUAGGGUGACCUGCUCUUACUCAAACAUGUCACAGGAAACACCCAUGAUGAAGACUGAAUAUGCACCUUCAUGCUCCUCUACAGCCUGCAGCUCAAACCACAGCAGAGAGCAGAGACUCGCUCAGGAUGACGGCCCUGAUGAAGAUAUUGAAACAGGCACAGACACUACCACCAACUCUACAGGGAAACACUACGGCUCAAAGUCAGCUGCCUGUGCUACCCCUGAUCAUAUUUUAGUCAGUGGGGAUUUUGCAGCUGCAAAGGUGAAACCAAGACCGGUGUCAGCAGGAAUCUGCGUCUCCCAGAAGAAGCUUCGCCAGAUUGAUGAUCCAAUUCAGAGGCUUCUGGUGCAGCUGCACAAAAUCAUCUUCAUCACUCAACUUCCACCAGCUCCACACCACCACAUUAAACGGCGCCUUGUUGAAAGAUUUAAAAAGUCUCUCUUCCAAUUUGGCAGCGAUCCGUACAACCUGAAAGUGGAGCUCAGCAAGCUCGUCCAGGCGUCUCCAGAGCUGAUGGCAUUUGGUUCAAUCAGUUCAGAUUGGUGGCCUUGGAUCCACCACUUCACGGGAGACAUCCAUACCGCUGACAGCACAGUUGAUGUGAAUCUCAGAGAUGGAGUUACAUAUCACCAGAUGCAGGCGAUCAUUGAGGAACUGCUGAAUGAGAACAGCUACUAUGAACCAACAAACAGCAGGCUCAGAAAGAAAAGAAAUGACCAAGAAAAAAAGUAACAGUUAUCUUCACUCAUCCCUAAAAACUCAAACUUUAAAUUUAUUUGGAGAAGAAUGAGUUCACAAUGAUACUUCAACACUGCUUGAAAUCUAAUGAACAUUUAUCCCAACCCUCAUUACAAAACAUAUUCUCAUUGAACAUAAAAAGAAUAUAAAAGUAGUAAAUGCAUACAUUAAUUUGUUUGCACAUAAACAUGAUUACGGUGAUAUUUUACCACAGUGCUCAUAGUCAUGUUGUCACCUACUCUUUUGAUCUCAGGCAUUAUUGUUGUCUCUUUUUCCCAUAAAUGUGAAGUGACUGUAUGAAUUUCCAAAGAUAUAUUAAUGUAUAUAUAUAUGAAUAUAUAUACAUAUCUACAGAUAGAUACGGAUGUAAUUAAGUUUGAGACUGACAGUUAUUCUAUUCUCAGUUCAAAAUCAAAAUUUAAAACUUGUUUAAAAUGCUUUUUUUGAAGCACUUUAUACUCUCAGGCCCAGACAUUGCAUGUCACAGCAUGUGUUUUUCUAGUGGCUGCAAGCCACAGUGACCUUGUUUGCUUUCUAAGAACUGAUAAGAUGCAGCACAUUGACCUUAAUUCAACAUAUCACAAUUUUUGACUGGAUUUGAAAGAAAAAAAAAAAACAGGUCAAAUGUUUUGCACUGUAAUAAAAUGCACUCAAUCAGCAUUUUUACUAUAAAGAAGAUCUAAAACAUGACUGACAGCUGAAGAAAAGCUUUCUUUUGCACUUUGACUCACUGUUAUCUGUAUAAAACUAUUUAAAUGUUUGUAUUAAUAAACAUUAUUUAAUUCA